AUGCUGCCAUCCGGAUGGGAAGCCGCUGUCGCGCCAGACGGGCGUACAUACUACAUCGAUCACAACACCCGAACAACCACCUGGGAAAAACCCGCAGAUGCACCGCCAGCGUACGGUGCCGCAUCAUCAGUACCACCAGCACAGGCACAAGCUGCCGCACCAGUGUCAACAGGACAACCCCAAGUCGUCAUCAACAGAGUAUUGCUUGACCAAGCUUCGCUCCAACGCCUGCAUACCGCCAUCUAUCCCAACCCCAUAACCCCUGGUAACUACUGGUACGAUUCUAUCAGUGGCGCGUGGGGAUUGAUGGGCGGACCUUGCAUCGGCAUCAUGCCGGCCGGUCUCGUACUCGGAGGACCGCUCCCCGCAGACGCAUCCGGGGGAGGAACGGGCGUCUUCAUCAAUGGGCGCGAAAUACACCCAGCGGAUAAAGCAGGACUGCAGGCCAUCGGCGUUACUGCGGUCCCCGGAAGAUGUAAAAUUGUUGCAAUUAUCAAUUAA
Linnemannia hyalina is the source of this 501-nucleotide messenger RNA. Lineage: Eukaryota; Fungi; Mortierellomycota; Mortierellomycetes; Mortierellales; Mortierellaceae. The record is from the annotation of a GenBank genome assembly.